Aspergillus costaricaensis CBS 115574 is the source of this 564-nucleotide messenger RNA. RefSeq lists its product as uncharacterized. The transcript is spliced from 3 exons. Lineage: Eukaryota; Fungi; Ascomycota; Eurotiomycetes; Eurotiales; Aspergillaceae. The coding region runs from base 1 to 564 and encodes 187 amino acids. The record is from RefSeq and is a predicted model, not a curated record.
AUGCCAUUGUAUGAAAUCGAGCACAGCAUCCCCCUGGACAAGUCACAGCGCGAUGAACUUGCCCAGGCCAUCACCCACAUCCACACCCGCAAGUUUGCCACACCUAGCUUGUUCGUGAACAUUCGUUUCAUAGAUGCCAACCGCCAGCAUAAUUAUGUAGCGGGAAAGGAGCGUGCCAUCAACCGCCUCAUGGCAUAUGUUCGGGCGGGUGGAACACGAACAACGGCUGAUUUCGAUGACCUUUCCCAGCGUGUCUCGGAUGCUUGGGGUAAAGUCGUCAAUAAGAACGAGGAGGCUUCGAAGGAGAGACAACUGAAUGCUGUGUUUGUGCUGGGUGCAAUAACGACCGGCACGGAGAAUGGGUUUCUGCUACCGCGGGUAAGAGAUACUAUUGUUCAUAUCAUGCACACCUUGGUAUUCUGGUGGAAAGCAGUGUUUGCUGGGGAGGAUGCUAGUUGGCUCAAGUCUAAUGCUUCGAAGUUCGAGGAGUUGGCGAAGGAAGGGGAUGGUGAUUUUGCUGAAUUGGUUGGGGAGAUAAGGAGUAGGGAUGAUCUAUCUGUUUAA